AUGACAGGCUGCAAUACUUCAGACAACAGCAAUGCGAUCUUUGACUCCCACGGCUUCGUAGAUGCGAGAGCAGUUCACAUAUUCACGACAGACGAUACCGGCCCGGGCGCGUUCACGGUUAUUGCAGCCCGUGAGGCCCCCGGGAGACUGGAAAUCCGCCCAAUGCAGGUGUGUCAUAGUUCCAUCUUGUUUGUCAUUGGUGAUCCGCACCUGGGCGUUCCAAGGUUCGAGGCGCCACCAGGGAAGACCCUGGGCCUCGGAGGCGCGGCUCAGCCCGUCGGGUUCCGGACGCAUGACGACGAGAGGAGGAGCCUGACUUGCUCAUCAAGGCUUGAUACCAGACGCCAGGGCCCGAGAGGGGUAUCGGCAUUGCUGCUUUGCUUGAGAAAGUUUGUUGGAUAUCUCGCCGGCACCUCGGGGUGGUAA
Molecule: messenger RNA, 426 nt
Organism: Diaporthe amygdali
Lineage: Eukaryota; Fungi; Ascomycota; Sordariomycetes; Diaporthales; Diaporthaceae
Exons: 1
Coding region: 1-426 (141 amino acids)
Source: RefSeq, a predicted model, not a curated record